AUGUCCGACCAAUUCACCCUCCCUCUACGGCCCUUGAUUGAAGAACGCGACCACCAGGAUCUCCUCCCCGUCGAAAUCGCUCAGAUCAGUGCCCAGUGGGGAUCCUUCCGCGAUGUCAACGAGGAGACGCUCCGCGCAAAGAUCGAGGAGGAGAAGAACAAGGAAUACACCAUCGACGAUGAGGAGGGCGAGGGAGCAUCCGUGGACCUGGACACAACAGAGCGCUUAGACCAAUUGUACAAAAAGCGUGCAGAAAUCACCCAGUUUGCCAUGCAGGCACACAUGGAAGCAAUGUUCGCGCUCGACUUCAUCUCACUCCUCCUCUCCAAAUACACCCCGCGUCAGGCCGAAACCUCCAUGUCCGCCUUUCUGAAGCAAGUGGCGCCGCUCGGUUCCCUCACCGCCGAACUCGUCAACCCCCCGCCCAAGUCCGAAGCCGCCGUGCGAGAUGCGAAAGCCGUGUCGCGGGGCUGGCGCCUGCAGAGCUUCAACGCCGCCGCGGACAAACUGCUCAAGUCCGCCGCCCGGCUGGAAACCGAGGUCGCGUCCGAGACGAGAUACUGGAGCGAGGUGUUGGCCGUCAAGGACAAGGGCUGGAAGGUGUGCCGGUUGCCGCGGGAGGGGCAGGCGUUGGGGGUUCAAUAUGGAUUCUUAGAGGCUACCCCGAUUUUCCGCGACCGCGGCCUCGCAGCAUUACGGCGAUCGGAGGACGGUGGAUUGAUACUGGACAAGGGCCUGGUGCCGGCCAAGGCCAAGACGGUGCGUGUGCGCGUGAAGAACCGGGGGGUGGUCACCGGAUGUUCGAAACCGUACCGGUCGGCGGUCCAGGAUUCUGAGUCGAUCGAAGGCCGGAUCCUGCAAGCUCGAGAUACCCUGUAUGAGGAGGAGCUGUUCUACGAGCUGGUGCGAGAGGCCCGGAUUAUGGGGAGCCAAGGGGUCUCCACAGGGCAGAACCUGGUCCAAUUCUCGGUGUCGGAGGAUGAAGAGGUGCUCCUUGACCUGGUUGAUCCCGAUGUAGCAUACGCCGACGACAGCGAGACGAGCCUCGAGCACACGGUCGUGGCCGAUGCGCUGGCCCAUUCCAUUCGCAUUCUCCUCUCCUACGCGCACCGGCAGAAUCGGCGCCGCCGCACGCAGCCGCCGCCCCCGUUGACCCAGAAGCGGCGGCAUGUCCCCGAAUACCUGCUUCUGCGGCCGACCAUGGCGUACCUGCAACACAGCUUUCAUGUCCGGUGGCUCGAGUCGUUCCUGGGAGAUGUGUACGGCGUGCUCCGUGCGGCGGGACUCGAAUCAAAAUUCACCGCGACCCCAUACGCCUCCGUCGACCUCGCGCACAUCGAUCGUUCCGUGCCGACCGUGGAGGGUCUCGUCAAGCAGUUCCUCCUACCGCUCGAGUCGACCUUCUCCGCCGAUCUGAUCACCCCUCAAACCUCAUUCAAUGUGAAGACGCGGACCAACUUGCUGGUCCCGCCCUUUGGCACGCACUUUGAGAUUGCCCUGAACAUGCCGCACUACCCGGACGUCCAGCCGCCGAGUCGCAUCGGGCAGCACGAUCAGGUCGCGAUGAUGGUCACGCAUUUCCUCCUGCUGGAUAUUGUGUCCACCAUCUCGCACGGGCAGGGGCAGCCCGUCAAAUCAGAGACCAAAACCACUCCGCUGUCAUGGGAAGUGACGUACCCGCACCACGGGGAGUUGCUGGCGGUCGCAUCCGACGGCCGACAGAAGAAAAUGAAGGUUCAGCUGUCGCGGAGCGAGUUGAGCGUCCAGAUGUUCGAGACGCAUGGAACCGAUUCAUACAGUCGGUUGGUCGGGGCGGAGGGGGGCAUGUUGCCCUUGCCGUCGCAGUCGCAAACGUGGACGGCGGAUGCUGCUACACCACAUCCGAGCCUGAUGGAGUUUGUGGCAAGUGUAUCGAAGUCGGCAUAG
Messenger RNA from Aspergillus clavatus NRRL 1, 1926 nucleotides. RefSeq names its product mediator of RNA polymerase II transcription subunit 17. NCBI's taxonomy places the organism in Eukaryota, Fungi, Ascomycota, Eurotiomycetes, Eurotiales, Aspergillaceae. Bases 1 to 1926 code for a protein of 641 amino acids. The transcript is spliced from 3 exons. The record is from RefSeq and is a predicted model, not a curated record. Gene Ontology annotation, molecular function: transcription coregulator activity. Gene Ontology annotation, biological process: regulation of transcription by RNA polymerase II. Gene Ontology annotation, cellular component: mediator complex; core mediator complex.